AGAAAGUAGUCUCAAUGAUCAAUGUUUCAAGCUAAACGUUGGUUGCUGAAAACGUUCUUAUACACAGUUUACUGAUAAAUUUCUACUCAAAUAAAUAAAGAUAUUUUUUCCACAUGUUAAAGUGGCUUUUGUGGGCACCACAAAUCAAAUCCGUUUUCCUAUAUAAGACAUGUAUGCAAGAGGAGUAACCAGGAUUUAAAGAAAGAAAGAAAUAAAAAAAAAAAUACAAAGAUGGCAGGCUCAAGCUCUACUCCACAUGUCACACUAGAAGUUGGUGAAGAAAACCCAUACCCACACCCAUCAAAUGUUUAUACCCCCAGUUUUGUUACCUUGAAGUUAAGUGGAAGGGAUGAGUAUGAGAUUUGGAAAACACAAAUGCUAUGUCUGUUAGAGAGUCAUGGUAUGCUUGGUUUCAUUGAUGGAACACAUGUCAGCCCUCAAACCAGUCAUAAUGUUUCAGAGAAGGAGAACGUGGGUGAAGACCAUCAAACUCAUCACAAGCUGUGGAGAAGAUCAGAUGCUCUGGUGAAGGGUUGGAUUCUUGGUGCUCUCUCUAAACAAACACUCACCUAUGUUGUGGAUCGUCUCAAAGCAAAGCUCUCUCAAGAGAGAAAUGUAGCUGACUUCUGUGGAAAAGAAGUAUGGGAUGAAUUGGAGACCAUGUAUGCUCCGGCUGUUGUUCCACCAGAAUUGCUAGUCGUUGAAGAUACAUUACGAGAUCAAGAAAGAGCAGAGGAUCAGAAACAAUUGUAUAAGGCUACCCUCGGAGGAGAAUGGACUGGUGUUGAAAUAGUUUUGAGGGAACGAGAAGUUACAGUGUUAAAUAAAAUCACAAAUAACGGAAACACAGCGCUCCAUGUAGCAGUUGGUACUUCCAAGAAGCCAUGGUUCUUGCAGCAACUGUUGGAUGUCAUACCAGAGAACACACAGCUAUUGGAUGUGAGAAAUUCAGAUGGAAGCACACUGCUCCAUGUUGCUGCUAUAGUUGGCAACACCGAAGCUGUUGACAUACUGGUGCAAGGAAACCCAGAUUUGUUGUUAGCCAAGGACAACGAGGGUCACACACCACUAGCCAUAGCUCUCUCUAAUAUGCAUACCGAGACGUCUAAGCAACUGUUGAAAUACAUUAAUACUGACAUAGAGAAGGAUGCGCUGUUUUCUGGCACAAGUGGUGAUGAGCAUUUAGUUAAUGUUAUUUCCUCCAAAGAUUUUGGCUUUGCGAAGGAUCUGAUGCAGCAUUACAAAACAUUGCAUACUGAUGCUGUGCUGAUGGUUAUAGCUCAAAAUUUCCCAUGCGAACUUAGUAUAUUGGAAGAAUAUAUAGGGACUGAUAUGGUCGAGCAACGAGUCUUCUCUUGCCAAACCUGUGGAGAUUGUAUUUUUUACAUUUUGGAAAGAUGUAGUCCAUGUGUAUCCUUGCUUUGUAUUCUCCCAUGCUGUAUCGUGACUGAAUAUUGUCUUAUGCUUUUACUGCGGAUCGGUAGGAUAUUAGUGUUUCCAUUUAUUAAAGAGAGAGUUCAAAUUCAUGAAGAUGCUAUGGAACUAUUAGAGGAUGCAUGUCGUUUGACAAUUAAAACAAAACAUCCCAGCUCUUUCCCUCAGUAUUACACAAAUCCAAUUCUUGAAGCCGCAAGACAAAAUUCAUACGAGGUGGUACAGCGUAUUGUGUCUUUCUUCCCAAGUGCAAUUAUGAGUGCUAAUGAAGAUGGCCACAACGUUAUUCAAUAUGCUGUGAUAAAUCGAUCAGAAAAGGUUUACAACCUACUCUAUGAAAUGAGCGAAGAUAGGAAUAUAUAUCGAACAAUUAAAGACUCUUCUGGGAAUAACCUAUUGCACUUGGCUGCAAGAUUGGCACCAUCCAAUAAACUGAAUCUUAUAUCAGGGGCAGCUUUACAGAUACAACGAGAACUACUAUGGUUUAAGGAAGUUGAAGGAUUUGUGUGUCCUCUAAGCAUCAUUCAAAAGAACUCUAGCGGCGAAACACCAAAAAUGGUAUUUACUAGAGAGCACAAAGACUUGGUGAUUGAGGGAGAAAAGUGGAUGAAGUCUACUGCAGAGUCUUAUACAAUUACAGCGGCAUUGAUCAUCACCAUUGUGUUUGCAGCAGCCAUUACAGUUCCCGGAGGAAGCAACCAGGAUACUGGAAUACCAAUUUUUACCUACAAAACCGCCUUCACAAUAUUCGCAAUAUCAGAUGCCAUAUCAUUAUUUGCAGCUGUUACGUCACUAUUAAUGUUUUUGUCGAUUCUCACAGCACGUUUUGCUGAGCAAGACUUUCUCUUCAAGUUGCCUACAAAGUUGAUAAUUGGUUUGGCCACCUUGUUCAUUUCAACCACAGCCAUGAUAGUAGCUUUUGCUACAACUUUGUAUCUUGUAUUUGGUCGAAGCCACUCAAGGGUUCUUAUCCCUAUAGCUGUGUUGACAUGCCUACCAAUUACUUCGUUUGUGACCUUACAGUUCCCUCUUGUCCUAGACUUGAUGAGUGCCACAUAUGGUCGUAGUAUUUUUGGUAAGAAAAGAGAUUAUUCUUAUUGGGAUAGAGAAAUACUAAUUUGAUAAUAUAUUUAAGAUCAUGGAAUCAUAGUGGAGGUUGUGUAAUACAUUGUAAUGCCUUCAUUCUUGGAAAAUAGCUAUUGUGAAA
This is a messenger RNA of Lactuca sativa (garden lettuce), 2641 nucleotides long. RefSeq lists its product as uncharacterized. The record is from RefSeq and is a predicted model, not a curated record. Gene Ontology annotation, cellular component: membrane. NCBI's taxonomy places the organism in Eukaryota, Viridiplantae, Streptophyta, Magnoliopsida, Asterales, Asteraceae. Gene Ontology annotation, molecular function: protein binding.